This is a messenger RNA of Dermacentor andersoni, 1481 nucleotides long. RefSeq names its product putative gamma-glutamylcyclotransferase CG2811. Gene Ontology annotation, molecular function: gamma-glutamylaminecyclotransferase activity. Gene Ontology annotation, cellular component: cytosol. The record is from RefSeq and is a predicted model, not a curated record. Lineage: Eukaryota; Metazoa; Arthropoda; Arachnida; Ixodida; Ixodidae.
UCAAGAUACGCUUCAAAACUGAGCGCGAAGCAAAUCGACAGAUAACGCGAGGCUCAAGCGGCCUACGAAAGGCGCUAAGAGACCAACCACCACGUUGGCAUACAGAGCUGAGAAGCGGAGCAAGGAAGACGCGUUGGCUUGGGUCGGUCGUCAACGUUCGGGAGGCCAACAGCUGUCGGAAGGACCCGGUCGAGCGCCAAUGCAUCAGGGCACCUCUGAACUUGAAACUCUUCCGCUCCUAUCACCCAGCAGACGAACAAGAGCCUGUGAGAGCUAGCCUGCCGUCUUCGCUCUUGCAGUUCGUCGAGUGACGCAACACCAGCCAAACUGCAGCUGGAUUGAACCAGAGAGAGGAAGAGAUCGUACGUCAACAUGGAAGCGGCCGGAGCGCUAACGGAGACGCAGACGCAUUGCGUGUUUGUCUAUGGAACACUCAAAACGGGCGAGACGAACCACACGAUCCUGACGAACCCCGACAACGGCCGCUCAACGCUGGUUGGCCAGGCGAGGACACUCAAGAAGUGGCCGCUGGUACUCGUGUCCUCGUACGAGAUACCAUGUCUGCUGCCCUGCGAAGGCGUGGGCCACGAGAUAUGCGGUGAGGUUUACCAAGUGGAUGACCGGAUGUUGGACGUCCUCGACCGCCUCGAGUCGCACCCCGACUUCUACGUCAGGUCGCACGAAGACGUCAUGUUGCUGUCGCAGCCCAAGUCGACGGACCCGAACACAGAAGGAACAACACCGCGAUCCGAAGACUCAUCAUCGACAGAGGCCGGCGACAGGUGCAAAGCGUGGAUCUACUUCGUACGCAAAUUCGAGCUAGAACUGCUCUCUCUGCCGAAGGUGGCGCGCUACAGCCGGAAGCCGGGCAUCGAGUGGCCCGAGCUUAUAGGCAACAAGGAGCAAACGCAACGCUUCCUGAACAGCGCGCUUCAACACAUCGCCGCAAGCGACAGCUGCAGCAGCGGCUAGAACACGUAAAAAAAAUUCAGUGCCCUUUCACUCUGUGAAGAAGGGUGACCAGAGAAGCUGUGAAUGUGGAUCCCUUAAUAGCAAACUGCACCUCCACCGCGCGUCGGCCCGGUAUUGCACUAUCUUCGGGAUCGGUCCAUGUAUGGGGAGGGCUUAAAGCCUGCUUCACCUCUGCCGCAGGUCCGCCCGGCACUGCACUAUCUUCGGGAUAGGUCCACGUACGAAAAAUUGUUGGUCUAUGUCCACGGAGACAAAAUGCGCCAGAACCUAGCCAUAGACAGCUUCGCUGUAAAAAAUAGAAAAAAAGGACCUCAAUUGAACGUUCUACAGAAAGCCCGCACAGACUUUCUUCAACGUGGUUUAUAUAAUACCUACUAUCGAACGCCGUCACAAACAACGCCUGUAUACUACGAAGUGACGUGUAUCGUUUGUCCCACCUGACAUGUAUCAUGUAUAAAAAACGUCGACGCCUUCUGUGCGAAAUAAACCAAAUGUACGUUGUUAGCAAC